AUGGAGGGAUACAAUUUAUUUCCUGAAGUCUUGGAAGUAAAUAUACAACUGACUGAAGAAAUCAAGUCAGAUCCUGUUUAUCAAAGAUAUCUACAAUGGCUCACUGAUAACGGCUGCAUUUUUCCAAACAUAGAUUUCCCUGUUGCAUUUGGUGAUUACGGAUACAUCGGCGCAAAAGCCAAAACUGACAUCCCUUCUCUAAAGGUAAAACCUUUAUAGGCAUUUUUAUUUAUUCCUUUCAACAUUAUUAUUACCCCUCAAAAAGCGCGAGAGAGCCCAAUAGGUUUUGUUUUCAAUGAAUGUGAUUUUUUAUUUAAAUCAGGCCAUCGAUCUGACGAUUUUAUUUUAUGAGUCUACCUCAUGUAUGAGUUUUUUCUAGGUGAAGAAAGCUUUUAUUAUCCUUAUUUCCAGACAAUACAAAAUCCUGAAAUGCUUAUGGACUGAAACUUUGAAGAACUGAAGCUAUUACAAGAUAAAUUUUUGUUACUCAAUGCUAGAAAAAGUUACCGAGAAACAAUGAUUUAUUUUAAUUCUUUAUCACAAAUUUUUGAAAAACACCCUGACUUUUUCCCUCCAGAAAAGUAACAAAAUAUUCAGAGACUUAAAAUCAGCCUUUUUUUGGGCCUAUAAAAUAGUAACAACAAGAGCGUUCUGCUGGGGAGAUGGCAUGAUAAUUCCUUUAGCUGACAAUUUAAACCAUGAAGAUGUGUAUAUAGAUUACCUGACCCUUUCAAAAGAAUUUCUUACUGUCAAAGCAGAGCAGCCAGUUCUACUUAAAGAUUAUUCAGAUUUUUUAGGCUCUUCUAAACAAUCAGCUGUGCCAAUGAGAAGUCGCUCGCAUUUAAAUAAGCUUGAAAAGCAUAUUAGAUGGUACCAAGAUGAAGGCUUUACAAACCAUUCUUCAGUUUGGGAGCUAGAAGAGUCUUUUCAUAGCUUAGAAAGCAGUUCUGAUGAAGAAGAACGUGUUAAUGGAAGCUCACUCCCCCCCCCCCCCCCCUCCGUGAGCGAACAAAAAAAUUUUGUUCGCUCACGGAGGGGGGUUAAUUUUUUUUUUUAAAAAAAAAAUUUAUAUAUAAAUUUUAUAAAAAAUAUUUUUUUUCGAAAUUUAAAAAAAUCCUAAUUUGCAAAAAAUGGGAAGCAAAUAUUAAUUUAAUUUGCAAAAUUUAUGUUUUUUAAAACGCAAUUUGUUUAAAAUUAAACAGAAAUUAGCUCUAGAUUUCAUUAUACUAAUUAUCACUUAUAUAUCAAAAUUUUUUUCCAUUAAAAUUUUUUCUAUUAAAAAAAUUUUUGUUCACUCACGGAGGGUGGGUUUUUGGUCAAAAAAUGGCGAUUUUUCUAAUGGUUUUGUUCGCUCACGGAGGGGGGGGGGGGAGUCAGGAGAAGAAACUGACAGUGAAGCUUCAUCAUCUGAAAGCAGUAGUAAUUCAGAAAACUCAGAAGAAGACUUAAGCUACAGACUGGAUGUGACUAACAAAUAUUUUGUAAUGAGGGCUGGAGAAGAUGGAAGUUUUAAAGAAGGCUCACAAGUAUUCAACUGUUAUGGGAGACUAAAUAAUGUCGACUUGCUGCUUGAUUAUGGCUUUUGCUUACUUCCAAACAGAUAUGAUAGCGUUUAUGUGAGGGUAGCAUUUAUUUAGAUGUACAAAGCUAGGGUGAAAUCUGAAGGAGGGAGGGUUGAGAUUAGCAAGCCUGAUAUAAAAACAGAAAACUCGUUAAAAGAUGCAAUUAAUAUUUUUUAUCUCAAGUACAAUAAACUCAAUGAAAAAUUUUUGAAUUAUUUUAGGAAAUUAGUGUGGAACACAAGAGAAUAUGAAAAUUUAAGGGUUGCUGCUCAUGUUGAGGCUAAUAUAAUCCAAGGAGCUUGUGAUGUUAUUAAAGAACUAAUCAGGACACAUCCAACAACACUAGGUGAAGAUGAAGAUGCUAUAAGAAAUCCGCAACCAAUGAGAACUUUAUUCGCUUUAAGAUACAGGAUAUCUCAAAAGAGAAUUUUGCACAAACAAGUUGAGUUGCUAGAAAAUUUGAAAAUAAUUGUAGAAGAAAUUGAAGCUGGAAGCUCUGUGGAGAGUGCGCAUUGGAAAGAAAUGAAUAUUGAAAAUGCAAGGCGAGUGUACCCGUUCCGAGGAUAUCUGAAAAAACUUAAAAAUUUAGAUGUUUGGGAUAUGGAUUAA
Messenger RNA from Blepharisma stoltei, 2171 nucleotides. The record is from the annotation of a GenBank genome assembly. Lineage: Eukaryota; Ciliophora; Heterotrichea; Heterotrichida; Blepharismidae.